This is a messenger RNA of Caenorhabditis briggsae, 870 nucleotides long. The record is from RefSeq and is a predicted model, not a curated record. Bases 1 to 870 code for a protein of 289 amino acids. The transcript is spliced from 4 exons. Lineage: Eukaryota; Metazoa; Nematoda; Chromadorea; Rhabditida; Rhabditidae.
AUGUCCGUCGUGGCGUUUGGGGACUUGCUUCAGCUGCCGGCUGUGUCAACGUUGAAGGAAGUCGUGACGGUUGGAGAUGUAGAAAGGUCGCAGAGCUUAAGACCGGACUUCAAAAAUCUUUGGAGACGUUUAGAGAUGGAUGAAUUGACGGAGAACGUCAGAAUUUCAUGCCCAUUGGAGCAACGUGUGUUGGAGGAGGUGCGGAUGGGAAAGCAAUCCGAGAGGACAAAAGAUUUUCUCGUCAGCAGGUAUGCGAUGGUAGGAAAGCGAGCCGAAGACCUUCAUCGGGAGUUGACCAGUCUCCGAAACGGAGAUCCAGAGGGCGAGUACGUCAUCCAAACCUUCAAAAACAGUCGGGUUGAUGAAAUCAACAGCUGGAUCGCUAACAACUCGACGAGACGUGUCGAGAUCGAGUCGCUUACCGAGUGCCCAUCCUGCGCAAGGUAUGCCCGGAAUGGUCUGAAGAAGAAGUCGUUGACGCUGGUGAUUGGUGGUCGAGUGGUCAUCACCGACAACCACGGACUCGAAGACUCAACACUGGCGAAUGGUGUUUCGGGUGUUGUGUUGGCGGUCGGCCAAAACUACCUCAGUGUCCGGAGAUCACUCGUUUCCCGUACAGAAAUACUCACCGGAAAUCAGUUGGAGCUCGCGAUGGCUGAGGCGAUGCCCGUGCACAAAGGCCGGGGGGAGUACGUUCGAUGGCUCGGUGAUCGACUCGGAAGGAAUGGAGAACGACGCCUACAUGGCGCCGAGUCGGAGUCAGAGCGGACGAGGAUCGUAAGGGAUAUUUGGUACCGAGCAUUGGAAUGGGCACGUCAGGAGCUGGAGAUGAUCCGGGAGUCCACGGCACGCAAACAAGGAGGACAAUAA